Messenger RNA from Mastomys coucha (southern multimammate mouse), 1267 nucleotides. It is a transcript of the gene Dguok, whose product is annotated as deoxyguanosine kinase. Gene Ontology annotation, molecular function: deoxyguanosine kinase activity; ATP binding. Bases 75 to 1178 code for a protein of 367 amino acids. Gene Ontology annotation, biological process: nucleobase-containing compound metabolic process. Lineage: Eukaryota; Metazoa; Chordata; Mammalia; Rodentia; Muridae. The transcript is spliced from 6 exons. The record is from RefSeq and is a predicted model, not a curated record. Gene Ontology annotation, cellular component: cytoplasm; mitochondrion.
GGCGCGCUGGAGCAGCUUUACCGCAGGCGGAAGUGCUCUCGGCGGAAGUGCCCGCCUUGCUAAGCUUGGGUAGGAUGGCUGCAGGUCGGUUCCUCCUGCGUCGACUCCGAGCGUCUUUCCGUUCCCGGCUUCGGAACGCGCUCGUGGACGCGCCACACGCCAGGGGCAUGCAUGACGGGCGCAGCCCCCGAAGGCUCUGCAUUGAAGGCAACAUCGCUGUGGGCAAGUCCACCUUUGUGAAGUUACUCAUGAAAACUCACCCAGAGUGGCAGGUGGCUACAGAACCUAUAGCAACAUGGCAGAAUAUCCAAGCUGCUGACACCCAAAAAGACGGCACUUGUAAAAGCCUUGGAAACCUGCUAGAAAUGAUGUACCAGGAGCCAGCACGGUGGUCCUACACAUUCCAGACCCUUUCCUUCAUGAGCCGUCUCAAAGUACAACUGGAGCCCAUGCCAGGGAGACUCGUGCAGACAGAGAAGUGUGUGCGGGUCUUUGAGAGGUCCGUGUACAGUGACAGGUAUAUCUUUGCAAAGAAUUUAUUUGAAAAUGGCUCCCUCAGUGACGUCGAGUGGCACAUCUAUCAGGAUUGGCACUCCUUUCUCCUGCAGGAGUUUGCAAACCGGCUUUUGGUACACGGCUUCAUCUAUCUCCAGGCUUCUCCCCAGGUUUGUAUGGAGAGACUGUACCAGAGGAGCAGAGAAGAAGAGAAAGGCAUUGAGCUGGCCUAUCUUAAACAGCUACAUGGGCAGCACGAAGACUGGUUUAUUAACAAGAGCACCAAGCUCCACUUUGAAGCUCUGCAGCAUGUGCCAGUGCUGGUGCUGAACGUCAGUGAAGAUUUCUCUGAAAAUGUCGCCAAACAAGAAGAGCUUAUGGGACAGGUGAGCAGAGCCUCGGCUUUUCCCGGUUUCCAGUGCAGAGCUCUCAUCUUCCCGGCCUCUAUGUCAGGUCUUGUUGCUUUGUGCUUCAAAUUGCAUUUCAUACUCCAAAACCCUGAGAUCGUAGGCAAAUCACAAAUAAAAUCCCCAAGUCUAAAGUGUACUGGAUCAGGAAGUAUCUGUCAGUUAGCUGACUCUCAGCAUGUGCAGGCCAGCGGACUUCCUCCUGUAAGGUGUUCUAAAGUGGGGGACAGGAGACAACAUGGGUUUUUUUCCCAGCUGCCACCCCCUGCUGUCUGACCCUGGGCAGCUCAUGUUUCCUCGACUCAUAAAUGCUCAUGGGACUGCAGUCACAUACACAGACUGCAAUGUACAUUAGAUUUCUUUUU